CCUGGCGCAGGGGAGGAAAGAAGGAAGGAGCAGCGAGGCGGGCGGCGUCGGCCUCUCCCCUUCCUCCUGUCGGUCGCUGCUGCUCGGUGGAAGGGGCGAGAUGGACACUCUGGGCAGGAAGGUGGUGGUCUGCGACAACGGCACCGGGUUUGUGAAGUGUGGAUAUGCCGGCUCAAAUUUUCCAGAACACAUCUUUCCGGCUCUGGUGGGAAGACCAAUAAUUCGAUCAACUGCCAAAGUGGGAAACAUUGAGAUCAAGGAUCUCAUGGUAGGUGAUGAAGCAAGUGAGUUGCGGUCAAUGUUGGAAGUGAACUACCCAAUGGAAAACGGCAUCGUCCGAAACUGGGAUGAUAUGAAGCAUCUUUGGGACUACACCUUUGGACCAGAAAAACUGAACAUCGACACGCAAAACUGUAAAAUAUUGCUGACAGAACCUCCCAUGAACCCAACAAAGAACAGGGAAAAGAUUGUGGAGGUAAUGUUUGAAACAUACCAGUUUUCUGGGGUCUAUGUAGCCAUUCAAGCAGUGCUCACUCUAUACGCUCAAGGGUUAUUGACAGGAGUUGUUGUGGACUCCGGAGACGGUGUGACUCAUAUCUGUCCAGUCUAUGAAGGUUUCUCUCUUCCUCAUCUCACCAGAAGACUAGACAUUGCUGGUAGAGAUAUUACCAGAUACCUCAUCAAGCUGCUUUUGCUACGAGGUUACGCCUUCAACCAUUCUGCUGAUUUUGAGACUGUGCGUAUGAUUAAAGAAAAACUCUGCUACGUGGGCUACAAUAUUGAACAGGAGCAGAAACUGGCCUUGGAAACGACGGUGCUGGUGGAGUCUUACACACUCCCGGAUGGUAGAAUUAUCAAAGUGGGGGGUGAGCGGUUUGAGGCCCCAGAAGCUCUGUUCCAGCCUCACUUGAUCAACGUGGAGGGAGUCGGCGUUGCGGAGCUGCUGUUCAACACCAUCCAAGCUGCAGACAUUGACACCAGGUCGGAGUUCUAUAAGCACAUCGUGUUGUCUGGGGGUUCUACUAUGUACCCUGGGCUGCCUUCACGACUGGAACGUGAACUCAAACAACUUUACCUAGAACGGGUCCUGAAAGGUGAUGUGGAAAAACUUUCAAAAUUUAAAAUUCGAAUAGAAGAUCCACCUCGUCGGAAGCACAUGGUGUUCCUCGGGGGUGCCGUCCUUGCAGACAUCAUGAAGGACAAAGACAACUUCUGGAUGACCAGGCAGGAAUACCAAGAAAAGGGGGUGCGAGUGCUGGAGAAGCUCGGCGUGACCGUUCGAUAAACUUGGGGAGCGCCCUCCCAUCCUGGCUCCGGAGCUUGCAUUCCUUCUUUCAGUCUUUAAACUCCUCCGCCUUCCAUGAACGGGCGAGGCCCGUCUGUGCCCCUUUGACCUAAAGGCCAGGUUUCGGUUUUGUUACUUUUUUGGGGUAUUGAAUGAUGAUGACUUAGUUGGACCACUCAAGCUCGGCUUGUCUGUUGCAUUGUUCUUUUCCAGCAGCAGUUGGGUUAAUCGCAGUUGGCUUGUGCUUGUGCUGUUAUGGUACCAUUCAACGGCUUCUGUGUGUAGCUCACUUUCGGGUGGGGAAGAAGUUCUGGGCACAGCUCUUUACUCUCACUUAGCUGCCAUCAUCCCAUACAGUUCCAUGUGGGCAGGGUGGGGUGGAUGACUUUAUGUCAUACCUUGGUUAAUGACUGCUAGCAGGUCAGGCUGCCAACCAAUCUUUAAUACUCUCCCAGAGUACUCUGAAGAGAGAGAUGAUUGGAUCCCAUGGAUUGAUUCCACAUGCAGAGGCUCUUUCCUCUGGUGCAAGGGGCUGUCCCCAGACGCAAGGGGGCUCUGAGCUUCUUGCGUUGGCAGAAGGAGCUUUGCACCGGAGGACAGUGCCCUCAGAGGUAUGGGACAAACAUAGGGCUUCUGAAAUAAGUAAUACAGAAUAGGACUGUUAUUGCCUGAACUGGACAGGAAAGCAGAGGGAAACAACAGACUUGUGUUAAAAGUUUCCCUAAAAGAGUAGCAAUUCCGGUGGCAAAAAUAAUGACCCGAAACCUCUUGUAUUUUUCUGUCAAACACGUUUCUAGCUUUGUCUUGGCACUAGAUAGCUCUUCCCCUACAGGACGUACAUGAUUGUUUCUUUUACCAUUUUUUCUCUUCUUGUUUUGGUACUACAGUAUCUUCUUUUUCAUUACCAUUGGGCUUAAUGGUGUGUGUGUAUUUUUU
Molecule: messenger RNA, 2221 nt
Organism: Eublepharis macularius
Lineage: Eukaryota; Metazoa; Chordata; Lepidosauria; Squamata; Eublepharidae
Gene: ACTR2
Product: actin related protein 2
Exons: 9
Coding region: 101-1285 (394 amino acids)
Biological process (GO): Arp2/3 complex-mediated actin nucleation
Cellular component (GO): actin cortical patch; Arp2/3 protein complex
Molecular function (GO): actin filament binding
Source: RefSeq, a predicted model, not a curated record